AUGGCGCUUCUCUCUUCUCAAACGCUUAUACAGGCCCAUGCGCUGUUCCUGUUUAUCCUCGCAGUUUAUUUGGUCGUAUCCCCCGGCGCGGUCACAGACUCGGACAUUGUUUUCAUACUCGGCGAGGCAAUGCAGAUUGACAUCGAUACCUCCCUGGCCACCACCGCACAAUUCCCAUUCGCAAUCUGUGGCAUCCUCCUCAUCAGCCAGGCUCUCUUCGACCUAAUCAUCGUUAGGAAACUACCGCAAGUCGAAGACCUCAUUAUCAACACUCCUCGACAACGCAGCAGACUCUCUUCCUCAGGAGAAGGAACCAUCAACCCGUUCAUGGUGCGACUGGCUACACUGUACAACGAGAUCUGGUCAUUACUAGCCGGUCUACGAUUCUGUUUCUUUUUUGCCAUUGCAAUUUUCAUUUACCAGAGCAGGCCCGGUGCUGGUAGUCCGCAACAAGCGUUUGGGUAUGAUGGCACGGAAGAAAUGAAACAGGGGCUGGCUCAAUUGAAGAGUCGUGUUGUCUUUACUUUUGUUUUUGAGGAGACCGUGUUUUGGUUAUGGACUCUGGCGAACGUGCGCGAAGAACGGCGAGAUAUAGCUAACCGCCUGGCUAUUCAGCAGGCUGCUGAACGUGAACGCGGUCCAUUCUAG
This is a messenger RNA of Talaromyces atroroseus, 648 nucleotides long. RefSeq lists its product as hypothetical. NCBI's taxonomy places the organism in Eukaryota, Fungi, Ascomycota, Eurotiomycetes, Eurotiales, Trichocomaceae. The transcript is spliced from 3 exons. Bases 1 to 648 code for a protein of 215 amino acids. The record is from RefSeq and is a predicted model, not a curated record.